This is a messenger RNA of Caenorhabditis angaria, 1515 nucleotides long. The record is from the annotation of a GenBank genome assembly. NCBI's taxonomy places the organism in Eukaryota, Metazoa, Nematoda, Chromadorea, Rhabditida, Rhabditidae.
AUGGUAGAAACCCGGCGAGCUGUUGGUGGUCCGAGAAACAAGAAAGUUACACCGCCAGUUUUCUCGCAUGAAUUUAUCAUUCAAAAUCAUGGCGAUAUUAUGAGUUGCGUUUUGAUGGUUUUCAUCGUUGGACUCAUGUUUCCAUUAACAUCUUCGUUUGCCGGCGUUUUUAUUGCUCCACAAUACAACGAAACUCAACAAGUUGUUUUGGAUGGGAAUGGUAAGCUUUUAUACUUUAAAAAAUAAUUUAAAAUCAAAUGUAUUUGCAGAAUAUUCAUACAGUGGAUACAAGAACGGAAUUCUCGAUUUAGGAACUAUUUUCUUUUACACAGUUGCUUGGAUUGUUGUUCAUGCAAUCAUUCAAGAAUAUGUUCUCGACAAACUUCAAAGAAGAACUCAUCUUUCAAAAGUGUCCACUUUCAAAUUCACUGAAUCUGGACAUACUUUGGUGUUUGCGAUUUAUUCAAUUGUCCAUGCUUCUCAACUUGUUCAAGAAAUCUUUGUUGGUUUGAAUGAUUUCAAAAAGUGAGUUUUUUGAUUAGUAAACUGAUGAUUUUCAAAUAUGUUUGCUCUAUUCAGAAUCUGGAUCGGUUAUCCUGAUGAUCACCGUUUCAUGAGUGCUUCCUACAAACUUUUCUUCAUCUUCCAAAUCGCUUAUUGGCUCCAUCAAUUCCCAGAAUUCUAUUUCCAAAAACUGAAGAAAGAGGAAAUUCGCCAAAAGACUGUUGUUUCGAUUGUCUACACUGUUUUCAUCACCGCCGCCUAUUUCUUAAAGUAAGAAUUAUUUCUCAUUUGUUAGGUAAUAAUGGACAAUUUUCAGCUUCACCCGAAUUGCAUUAGUUUUACUCAUUUUGGAGUAUUCUGCUCAAGUCAUCUUCCAUUUUGCUCGUCUUACCCAUUAUUUGGAAAAGAAAUCAAUCUCAAAGCCAGUGUAAGUAUUUAGCUUCUAUUUGAGUCACAGAAAAAUUUAGAGUUUAGCCUAGAAUUGCAGGGGGACUAGGAUUCCUGAUUUUAUUGAUUUUUUCUCGAGAAAUAUUUUCGUUACUUCAUUUUAGAUCAUUCAAACUAAUUAAUUAAUUUUUCAGCUUCAAAGCUUGGAAUGUUGUGUUCGUUUUGGCUAGAAUUGGAUCAGUCAUCCUUUCAGUUAUGACUUUCUGGUAUGGACUUCGUCAAUCUGAAUUACCAUAUAUUGAUGCAUCAAUCGGAAACUUCAACACAACAUUUGUUCGAUUGAAUCUUCUUCUCUCAAUUGUUAUCCUUCAAUUGGUUCUCUUCUGGUCUUUCAUCUCAUUCCAUCUUGGAAGAUUCCGCGACACUGGAAAGAAGGACAAAAAACGCCCAGCAGCAGCACCAGCUCAACCAAAGAAAAAGAGAAAUGACGAAUCUGUGAGUUUUUUUUCCACGUCCCCAAUUUUUGUCUUUUUCUGGUAACUCCUACGUGUAAAAUAUAACAAUAAAAUGAAAUUUUUGCAGGAAUCGGAAGCUGACUCGAAAUCAUUGAAGAAGAAAAAUUAG